AUGGUGAUGCUUGGGAUGAAAUUGGGAGGUGAUGUUCCUUUCCAAAAGGUUUAUUUACAUCCAAUGAUUCGCGAUGCACAUGGAAGAAAAAUGUCCAAAUCUUUGGGCAAUGUGGUGGAUCCUAUAGAAGUAAUAUGUGGAAUAACCCUAGAGGGUCUUCAUAAGAGACUUGAGGAGGGUAAUUUGGACCUUACUGAAUUAAAAGUUGCCAAAGAAGGGCAAAAGAAGGAUUUUCCUAAUGGUAUUCCUGAAUGUGGGGCAGAUGCCCUUCGAUUUGCCCUUGUCUCAUACACUGCUCAGUCAGAUAAAAUCAAUCUAGACAUACAACGAGUGGUGGGAUACAGACAAUGGUGUAACAAACUAUGGAAUGCAGUUCGAUUUGCCAUGACAAAACUCAAUGACAAUUAUACCCCUCCAAAAACAAUAGACCCAAAGAACAUGCCCUUCAGUUGCCAAUGGAUUCUUUCAGUUCUCACCAAAGCCACAUCCAAAACCAUAUCAUCUUUAAACUCCUAUGAAUUCUCAGAUGCAUCAAGUGCUGUUUAUUCAUGGUGGCAGUUUCAGCUCUGUGAUAUCUUCAUUGAAGUAAUUAAACCUUACUUCUUUGGUGAUGAUGCAGCUUCAAAGGCUUAUGCACAAGAUACUUUGUGGGUGUGUUUGGAUACAGGGUUAAGAUUGCUUCAUCCUUUUAUGCCUUUUGUUACUGAAGAAUUAUGGCAACGACUUCCUUCACCUAAGCAUUGUGAAAGAGAGAAGUCUAUUAUGAUUUGUGAAUACCCUUCUGUUGUAGAGUCAUGGAGAAAUGAAAAGAUUGAAUAUGAGAUGGAGGUGGUUGAGUCUGCUGUGAAAUCACUCAGAUCAAUUAGGGCAAACUUCCCUGCACAGGAAAGAAAUGAAAGGCGAGCUGGAUUUGCAGUUUCUAGAAACGAACAAACUACAGAGCUUCUGAGACGCCAUGAAAUGGAGGUUUCAACCUUAGCCAACUUAUCCUCAUUCACGGUUCUGAGUGAAAAUGAUGCUGCUCCAGCUGGAUGUGCAGUGUCAGUUGUAAACCAAUCACUUUCUGUUUAUCUAAAGCUUCAAGGAUCCAUUGAUGUUAAAAAGGAACGUGAAAAGCUCAAUGCAAAGUUGACAGAGUUACAAAAGCAAAAGGAUAGUUUGAACAAGGCGAUGAGUGCUAAAGGGUAUGAAGAGAAGGUUCCGGAACAUAUAAAAGAAGAAAACAUGGCUAAAUUGACAAUGCUAAUGCAACAGUUAAUGUCUUGUGAGGAAGCUACUCAGCACUUUGAACGCGAAGUGGCUUCAAAAGCAGAGAUCUAAGUCAACCCUCAGAGGCAUUUAUUCAAAUGACAAUUAGGGAAACAAGAGUUGAAGAUUUUGAUACAAUUUUGUGAGAUUAUUUGUAUUUUUAUCUUGUUAUGAUAACAUUUAUAUACCAUGCUCCUGUUUUGUUGAACAUUUUAGCUUCACGGAUUCAUUUGGACAGAUUAGUGACUAGAGACAAAGCUGAGUUAUGGUGGGGGAUUGAUAUCCAUACCUUGAUAUUUACAACA
Molecule: messenger RNA, 1553 nt
Organism: Lactuca virosa
Lineage: Eukaryota; Viridiplantae; Streptophyta; Magnoliopsida; Asterales; Asteraceae
Source: the annotation of a GenBank genome assembly